GGUAGGUAUAACAUUGGGACCAUACACCUUGCCCAGUCUACACACGGAAUAAGGCCAACGCACCCGGGCCAUCUCUCAAGGGCUACUAUGGAUUUGCAAGAGCACAGAGAUGUGAAAACCCUUGUCAUUGCAUUCGAUACGCUGCAGGUUUUGGGUUUUGUCCUUACGCUGGCUUUACUUGCUCCCGCCUUACUUUCGCCGAAUGUUAAAAGGACAGUGACCUGGUUCGGAAUGAUUGUCUCUGGAAUCGUCUAUUGCGCUUCCUACUCGAUCUUGAUGUUCAUCGGGGCGCAGGGUGACCAAGAACCGUCUACAGGAGUGUGUCUCUUUCAAGCAUGCCUGGUUCAUGCAACUCCUGUCUUUUGCGUUUCUUGCGUACUUAGUUUCGUUGUGGAGCUCCUGGCAUCUUUCCUCCUUACGUCUCUAGGGAAAAGCCCUCCUCGAGCUACUCCAAUCAUUCUUCUUGUGUUGUCGUUUAUCUUGUCCCUGUUUGUUCUUUUGGACACUCUUAUGAUGGGCCUUAAAGAUCCCAAGCAUGUUCGACGGAAUGGAUCACAUUUAUACUGUCAUCUAACUACCUCGACACUAGUUCUUGUCUUUUGCGUCCUCGGAGUCAUCAUAUCUUUAGCAACGAUGAUAGCUGAAGUUGUCAUCCUAAUCAUUAUCCGGAAGACUAUGAUUAACCUUAAGCGUCAACCCAGUUCCCCAAGCAUUGAGCUUCCGACGCAUCUUUUCGUCCGCCUAUUUUCAUUCUCCUGCGCUUUCUGCGUGGUAUCUUCUCGCGAAUACAGUACCAAUCGGUGCGGUUGUGACUUUUGGCACCCAAAAAGACAUCUUGUGCUUUUUCUUUCGACAAGGGCAGGAUCAUAAUGCCGGAUAACAGCAGUGAAACAAGGACUGUAGAGUUGGGAAGAAAAACGUCCAGUUCUGAGUUUUAGCUCAUGAGAGAGGAGCCAAGUGGCAGUUAUAGGAACUAUUACACACAUCUAAGUGCACGAUACCCCAUACCCAUUGUACAGAAGUCCGCAGGCGGCAGGUAGUCAAAUUCAGUCACUCCUUAGCGAUAUAGAUUAUCGCCAUCUAUGCCUAACGCAUGGUCCUCGGUGCCAUUCUCACUUUCAUUCGCAG
Messenger RNA from Desarmillaria tabescens, 1128 nucleotides. RefSeq lists its product as uncharacterized. The coding region runs from base 88 to 870 and encodes 260 amino acids. The record is from RefSeq and is a predicted model, not a curated record. NCBI's taxonomy places the organism in Eukaryota, Fungi, Basidiomycota, Agaricomycetes, Agaricales, Physalacriaceae. The transcript is spliced from 11 exons.